UAUUUUUGGCGAAAGAAUAAUAAAAAGGCCAACACUACCUCAAAUUUUUUUUUAUUAGAAACUCUCUCAUAUAUACUUUUGUCUAGCUCUAGAACUAGGAAGACUCAACAUCAUGGCAAAAGAGAUUAACAUCGAGAGUGAUGCUCAAGAAAACUUGCUCGGCACAACCACCACCACAUCCUCUUCUUCCUCCUACUCCUGCUCAUUCGAAUCUUCAUCCGAUUUAUCUGCCGGGUUGUACCAGAAAUACACGAAGAAUGCUGAUCAAGAUUGCACAAUUCAAAAUGGCACAACAAAAGAAGUUGAAGGAAUGAAAAAUGGUAAUAAUGGGUCAAACGAGCAACAAAGCAAGAAGAGGCCAAGAAGUAGUGAGAAUGGUACAAAUGAAGAGAAUAAACACCCUACGUAUAGGGGUGUAAGAAUGCGUAACUGGGGCAAAUGGGUGUCUGAAAUUCGUGAGCCGAGGAAGAAAUCCAGAAUUUGGCUUGGAACGUACCCCACAGCCGAAAUGGCAGCUCGAGCACAUGACGUAGCGGCUCUAGCCAUCAAAGGCGCCUCCGCUUACCUCAAUUUCCCUGAAUUGAGAAAUGAUCUCCCACGCCCGGUAUCCACGACUCCCAAGGACAUCCAAGCCGCCGCAGCCAAGGCGGCUGCAGCCUUUGAAGGAGCCAAGUUGUUACCAUGUGUAACAAUUGAUCAUGACACACACGAGGCAGAAGCCGAAGCCGAAGCCGAGCCGAGCCGAACCCAGAUUCCCACGUCGUUUAGUACAACUCUGUCGUCGACUACCACGGAAAACGGUAAUACUCAAGAGUCAACUAGUUCUCCUUCUUCAGCUGAUAAUUAUGAGGACACAUUGUUUGACCUACCUGAUCUUUUCAUCGGCGGUACCGACAGCGGCACUGAGUUUUGCUAUUAUUCUUCGUCGUGGCAUUUAUGUGCAGCCGAUACAGGACUCCGGCUUGAAGAGCCAUUCUUAUGGGAGUACUAGCUAGCUCGCUAAUAAAGAAAUUAAGGCCACAUUGGAGCAUUUUGUCAAACAGAUUCUGAUCGAAAUUAAUAUUCAUCAUUACUAUGAUCUGUUUUUAUCACAAUCCUCCAGGCAACGAAGGCCCCAGUUCUGAUCUCGAAAAGGGUCUAAUGAUUGAAUCUUCGAAUUGAGGUUUUGCUUUUAGGCCAAAAGAAAAUCUGGGUUGGGUUUGGCUCGUUUAUGUAUCUUUGGUUCAGUUUGGAUCAACUGCUACUACAAGACAAUCGAAAACAAACGGGUUAAUUAGUUUUUUUUUUGUUUGAUUAUAUUUGUCCCACAAAGAGAGAGAAAUAAACCUAAGCUUGAGUCCCAAGUUCCGAUGUACUAUAAAUAUAUGAGCAAAAUACAAAUUAUAACAAUGAUUAGUGUUUUUUCUUGGUAUUACUGUUAUUAGUAUGAACAAUUAUUGUAAAGUACUCCACUCUGCUCUUCCCCAGAGCAUUAUUACGAGGUCUUAGACUCUACACUCUAUGUUAUUUAUUUUAUUA
This is a messenger RNA of Humulus lupulus (European hop), 1518 nucleotides long. Its product is annotated as ethylene-responsive transcription factor ERF034-like. Gene Ontology annotation, molecular function: DNA-binding transcription factor activity; DNA binding. The coding region runs from base 113 to 991 and encodes 292 amino acids. The transcript has a single exon. Gene Ontology annotation, biological process: regulation of DNA-templated transcription. NCBI's taxonomy places the organism in Eukaryota, Viridiplantae, Streptophyta, Magnoliopsida, Rosales, Cannabaceae. The record is from RefSeq and is a predicted model, not a curated record.